UGUGGACCUACGGCGACCGCGCUGACGAAAGGAACGUGGACACCUGCACCCACGAUCACCGGAGGCAGAAGUCCCGCGUCGCAGUCUAUCUCCAGGGGACAGCGACCGCACACGCCCCGUCUCCCGAAGCGUUGGGAGCACGAGCACGCCCGGCGCGCCCCGCCUGCAGGGCUGCCGGCCGCCCGGCGCUCCCGGGGUCGGGGGACCCAGCUCUGCGCGACAUGGGGGCGGGGCGCGCGGCCGAGGGCUCCGCCGAGCAGGGUCCGGGCAGCGCGGCCCCGAGCCGCGGCUCUCAGCGCUGUCCACACGGCCACGCUCAUCUGCGGCUCCGCCUCCGGCCCCGGGUCCCGUCCCCGGGCCAGGCCCCCGCGCUGCCGGGCGCCGCGGCUUCACUCCGAGCGCCUCAGCCCAGGGAAACGACAACCCCGAGGGACCCUGAGGCGACACGCACCUGGCCGCGCCCCGCCGAGGACUGGGCCCGCCGGGCCAAACAGCAGCAACCACUGGAGACAGAAGGUCCCGGAGGCCGAGCCCGCGCCGGGCUUCAUCUCGGCAGAUCCCGCGGGUCCUCUCAGCACCGCGUCGCCUCUGCCUCCGCCUCCUCCAUCGCUCUCCAACCCUGUGGUGGCCCCAGGGCUGGCCGGGAUGCGCGCGCCCGGGUGCGAGCGCGCGCGCGGCACUGACGCAACUCGGUCCUUGGUCCGAGCGCGCUCCCGACAUCGCGCCCGCCGCGCUGACGUAGGAAAAAUGCAGUCCCCGGCGGGGGAAAGGGUUUCCAGAGCGGCCGCUAGAACCUGCCCCGGCCUGCCCCGCCGUCCCGCCCCACGGCCCCAGCCCCGCCUACUUUCGGGGUCGAGGGAGCCGAUUGGAGCAAAAGGAGGAGGAGCGGGAGACCCAAAGAGGAACCGGGAAGCAGAGGGAAGCGCAGCCCCGCCCCCUGCCCCGCCGUUUCUGGUUGGCUGGCAGGGCGAGCGGAGCGCCGAGCUGCGCGCCCAUUGGUUGCUUGGCGGAGAGGCGGGGCUACGCGAAGGCCGGAGCGGGCAGGGCUGGGGUUGGUGGGGCCCGCUGGGUCCGGGUCGAGGCCGGGUCUGCACCUGCGGGCCUGAGGAGAUGGUGCUGGGCGGGUGGCCGCUGAGUUACGUGCUGCUGUGUGGCCAGGCGGCUUUGCUGCUGGGGAACCUGCUCCUGCUGCACUGCGUCUCUCGGAGCCACUCGCACAAUGCCACCGCCGAGCCCGAGCCCACAUCCGCCGCCGCCGCCGCCGCCGCCCCGGAUGGCUUCGCCGGGGCGCUGAGCUGGGAAUAUGGCGACCCCAGCUCUCCAGUCACCCUCUGCUCCUACCUACCCGAGGAAUUUAUAGAAUGCGAAGACCCGGUGGAUCAUGUUGGAAAUGCAACUGCAUCCCAGGAACUUGGUUAUGGUUGUCUGAAGUUCGGUGGUCAGGCCCACAGUGAUGUGGAACACACCUCAGUUCAGUGCCGGGCCCUGGAUGGCAUUGAGUGUGCCAGUCCUAGGACAUUCCUAAGGGAGAAUAAACCUUGUGUGAAGUAUACUGGACACUACUUUAUAACCACUCUACUCUACUCCUUCUUCCUGGGAUGUUUUGGAGUAGAUCGUUUCUGCUUGGGACACACUGGCACAGCAGUAGGGAAGCUCCUGACACUUGGAGGACUUGGGAUUUGGUGGUUUGUUGACCUUAUUUUGCUUAUUACGGGAGGGCUGAUGCCAAGUGAUGGCAGCAACUGGUGCACUAUUUAUUAAAAUGCUCCUGUUACGGCCCAGGGGAGGCAAGUGAAUGCUCUGUCUCUGGAAUUCAUGUCUACAGGCUCAGAAUUCUUUUUUGAUAUCAGCCCUGACCAUUACUGUCCCCCUUUGGUGGGAAUGUUUGGUUAAGUAGCCUUCUUUGGACUUUGGGUAUUCAACCCAAAUUUCACCCUGCAGACUAGAAACGACAAGCAAACAGUGUUGUGGGAUUCACAUUCAUGCCUUUCCUCAUGUACAACAUAUCAAGGAUAGUGACGUAACGUAUAGGCAGCAGCAGGAUUUCCAUGCCCUUUGUUUCUGUACAUGGCUGUAUCUUCAGUCCUUUGGAGCAAGUGGAUCCACCACGAUGAGCAGAGUGAAUAUUUUUAUCCACGUGCCUUUUGUGGCCCUGAGUCUUCAUACAGAGGAGAUCUGAAGCUGAGCCAAUGAAAGUCUUCAGAAGUGGAAAUGGCCAUGGAUUUUAAUACACAGUGAAAUUCUGACUUUCUGAAUUUAAAUUGCAAAAUAAAUUUUGCCAAUCUGGAAUGCAUAUGAGUAUUUUCAGCAGGGAGAAUGAAACUCAAAAUUAUAUUUGUUUUUCUGAAAGGAUAUUCACAAACCCCAUCAGAAGUUGUUUUCUUAAAAAUAAAAAUCUUUGGCAGCUCCAAGACUUGAAAUCAUUAAUUAAUGUUGCCAGGAAGAAGAGCUUGAGUAAAAAGCCAGAAGUCUAUAUAAAUGAUUGAAGAAGCUAUUUUAUAGAAGAAGACUUUCUCACAAAACAGCUGUUGGAGACCAAAGCUGUUUCCACUGCUAGGACAAUAACUGAAGAAUGAUUAGUAACAUUCCUGUGUGACAACUGGCAAUUGUCAGUUUCAAUUUGACUUCUAAACAAUUCCCACUCUCUACAUCCACAACCCCUGGCCAAAUGUGAUACAACCUGCAAAACUGAUUAAAGAGUAUUAUUAAAAAUGUGAGUACCUUUGCCCUCUGGA
Molecule: messenger RNA, 2735 nt
Organism: Cynocephalus volans (Philippine flying lemur)
Lineage: Eukaryota; Metazoa; Chordata; Mammalia; Dermoptera; Cynocephalidae
Gene: TM2D2
Product: TM2 domain containing 2
Exons: 5
Coding region: 646-1761 (371 amino acids)
Source: RefSeq, a predicted model, not a curated record